Molecule: messenger RNA, 2586 nt
Organism: Cyphellophora attinorum
Lineage: Eukaryota; Fungi; Ascomycota; Eurotiomycetes; Chaetothyriales; Cyphellophoraceae
Product: DNA repair protein rev1
Exons: 1
Coding region: 1-2586 (861 amino acids)
Biological process (GO): error-free translesion synthesis; error-prone translesion synthesis
Cellular component (GO): nucleus
Molecular function (GO): damaged DNA binding; deoxycytidyl transferase activity; DNA-directed DNA polymerase activity
Source: RefSeq, a predicted model, not a curated record
AUGGGCUCCCGACUAGAGAAGAAUUCAGAUGCUGUACGGAAGCGAAUCCAAGGCCAUGCCUUCGAUGAUGAGGAAGGUGAAGAGUACGAAGGCAGCACCUUCGGAGGCUUCAGCGACUAUAUGCGCAGGAAGAAGCUCAAAUUACAGAAUCUGGAUGCCGACCUCCGUGCUCAGACAAGCCAGAAUCCUCAGAUCUUUCGAGGCAUAGUUGCACAUGUUAAUGGCUAUACGCAACCAUCAUUGGCCGAUCUCCACAAGCUCAUCGUCAGUCAUGGCGGCGGUUUUCUGCAGUAUCUGGAUGGCAAGACAGCAGUCACGCAUGUCAUCGCGAGUCAGCUCACUCCGAAGAAGAAAGUCGAGUUCGCCAAAUAUCGCAUUGUGAAGCCGGCAUGGAUCGUGGACAGUGUCAAAGCCGGGAAGCUGCUUCCGUGGAACGACUAUCGAGUCGUAGAUGAAGGUGUCAAGCAGAAGGUGUUGGGUUUUGAGAAUGGUAGCGUUGUCAGCCAAGCAAGCACCCAGCGCAGGGGCUACCGUGAUCAGACGGAAACUAGCUGGUACACCUCACAGAUGAGGCAUGAGAAUGGUGACACCGAGGAACCACCAGAAGCACCGCCGCCCUUUGCUCCGGAGCCGGGCAAACCUCGAGAAAUGCAGAGUCCGGUGAUACCUGCAUCACCUGCGGUCGAGGCAGACGACUUCCCAGGAGUGUCGAGCAUUGGAGAAGCAGAUCUUUUGGCGGCAAUGGAAGACGUGCCAGACGCGGAUGCAAGCUUUGACGAAGACGACGAUGGUGAGCUGAUGAGACCGCCACCUCGGCUCGACCCUGUGCCUGCUCGUUCCCAAUCAAAGCCUGUGCUGCCCCCAGUACAAUCCGCAGACGUACCACCUAUCACUCAGAGGAGACCAUUAACGCCCGAAGAGUAUAACGCGAUGUUAUGGCAGGACGCAGGCGGGCAACCUAGCGCUCAGAAGAAACCCCUCACAGCCGAAGAACACAAUGCCAUUUUGCUGCAGAAUCCACACAUGGCCAAAUCAAGCACAGCGAACCCUGAUUUUAUCAAUCAGUACUAUCGCGAAUCACGAUUGCACCAUCUCUCGACCUGGAAAGCUGAUCUGAAAGCUCAGUUACAAGCUCGUGCUCAGGAGAAGUCAUCGACACAGCGAACGCGGAGCAAGGCACCUGGUGCACGCCGUUACGUGCUUCAUAUUGAUUUCGACAGCUUCUUUGCGGCAGUCAGCCUUCGGCAGAACCCGCAUUUGGUGGACAAGCCGGUAGUGAUUGCUCACGGUAGCGGUCCAGGGUCCGAGAUCGCCAGCUGCAAUUAUCCAGCGCGGAAAUUUGGGGUCAAGAAUGGCAUGUGGAUGAAGACAGCACUCGAGCUGUGUUCAGAGUUGAACGUCCUACCAUACGACUUCAAAGCAUAUGAAGAAGCCAGUCGACACUUCUACGACUCUAUUCUUGCGGUCGAAGGCGUUGUACAGAGCAUCAGCAUCGAUGAGGCACUGAUAGAUGUUUCCGAGCAAUGCAUCAAGGCUGGCGGCUCUGAUGGGAAAGGAAUAUCAGAAGGUUCGAUCUAUCGCGAGCAAGAGAAAGCUAAGCAGAUAGCAUCAAGCAUUCGUGAUGCCGUGCGAGACAAGACUGGCUGUGAGGUCUCUGUCGGCAUCGGUAACAACAUCUUGCUUGCCAAAGUCGCUCUGCGGAAGGCCAAACCAGCCGGUCAGCACUUGAUCAAGCCAGAAGAGGUACUCGCCUUUCUGGGAGAGCUUGAGGUCACGGAUCUACCAGGUGUAGCCUGGAGUAUAGGGAAGAAGCUAGAAGAGAUCGGUGUAAAGUACGUAAAGGAUAUCAGGGAGCUUAACAAGGAGCGGCUAAUCUCGGCGCUGGGCCCGAAGACUGGGCAGAAGCUGUGGGACUACUCACGGGGCAUCGACAAGCAAGAAGUCGGCGAACAAGUCAUACGCAAAUCAGUCUCGGCAGAGAUCAACUGGGGCAUUCGCUUCAUCAACCAGCAGCAAGCCGAAGACUUUGUGCAAUGCCUGUGCGAUGAGCUCUCGAAACGACUCCUCGAGAAUCUGGUGAAAGGCAAACAAAUGACCAUGAAGAUCAUGCGUAAAGCAGCCGAUGCAGGCAUGGACCCACCGAAGAAUCUGGGACACGGCAAGUGCGACACUUUCAACAAGAGUGUCGUACUUGGUGUGGCUACUACAGACAAAGCAGUCAUCGGCAAGGAAGCCAUCUCGAUCUUGCGAAGCUACGGCUUCUCCCCUGGUGAGCUGCGCGGAUUGGGUGUUCAGAUGCAGAAGCUGGAGCCUCUGAAGCCAAUGGCAGCCAGCACGAGCACCGUCGAAAGCAGCCAGAGGCGGUUGCAGUUCAAAAAGCCUGCUGCUGUACCCGCCACAACACCGCUGAAAACGACGACCGAGACCGAGGAGUUCAAAUCCUCGCACAAGAAGACUCGACCAAAGCUGGCAGAUGAGCCAGAUCCGAUCGAGGAGAUUGCGAACCCGAAGAAGGAAAGAACUGUCCGUCUGAUGGAAGGACCGAUCCCUCUUCCACUAGAAACGUCUGUCAAGCACCGACCUUGA